AUGACGACCCAGUCGACGAAGACGCGGGACAUUGGACGGAACCCGGACGGAUUCAUUCACAAAUGUACAGACAGCAUUCCGGUAUGGAUAUGCGAACAGCUGGAACAGCUGGAACCUACGCCAACCACGACGCCAAUUCCGCCAACGCCGCCUGGGACCACGGAGAUUCUCCUGGCGUGGAUGGUGUCCACCGCGCUGACCUACAUGCUAGUGUUUCGGAUAUUCGACAUGCCAUAUCUGGGCCCUGGGAGGAGACGUAUCGGCAUCGCCAUGUCCCUGCUCGCUCUGACGGUGCACAUUAUCCGGACCGAGACGACAGAUCUUCGCCAAGACACCCCCCCGGGCGACACGGCCCUCGGCUGGGCCAUGGGGAUACCCAUGCUGUUCGCCCUUCUGACGGAUAUGGGCCUUCGGUACCUGAUUCCCGUAGGCAUGGUCAUCAUCCUCACGGACGCCAUCUGGAUCGCCGACAACUGGCAGCACGGCCUUCCCGAGGAUGCCACCGAGCGCGACAUUCUCUACGGCCUCGACUACGUCACCAAAGACCGCCACUUUUCGAGCGAUAAGGUGAGACUCGCUCGUCUUCGUUACGACCACAAUGGCCAUCGCACUGCCUUCGUCGAAUUCCACCGCCGAUCCGACGCCGAGUACUUUCUUGACCGUUACUAUCCCGACAUAUCGUUUCCCUUAGAACACUCCCGCGGCCUAGACUCCGAACCCAUCACGGUGGGAAUCAGCUCGCCAAGAGAUCGCGGUGAGAUGGAUUCAUCUCGUGACUCCCGGAGAGACGGCGAAGGCUGGGACUGCAUCAAAUGUGGUGCAAUCAACUACCCCCAUCGAGCCGUUUGUUUCAAGUGCAAAGCUGAGCGACCCGAAGAUGACUACGGCGGUUCUGGUCCCUUCUUGACAGGCGAGACAGAUGAGUGUCCUCAGCAAACACCCUCCCAUUACGUCGUCAUCCGGGAUUUGGAGGGAUCCGUCACCGAGGAGGUGCUCGCCAAAGGCGUCAUGAAGUUGUUCAUCGAGAACCAGGAACCUCCAAAACAAACUCCCACCGCUACCAACAAACUGAAGUCGACGGCGCCGACCGCAAGCACAGUUGGCCUCGGAGCAAAGCCCGGCUCACUUCGGCGUGUGUUCCUAAUGCGGGAUCUCAAAACCAACGAGUCUUGGAGAUACGGUUUUGCCGAGUUUGCCACUGUCGAGGACGCCAUGGCCGCUGUCGCAAAGUUCCGUGCGUCUCCAAGAUUUACCAUUGCAUCCAAACCUGUUGUGGUGGCUUUCAUCCAUACCGGCGUUUUCAUUCCCGCCUUCGAUGACCCGGCGCCUGAGAACCAAAACGUCUCCUUCACUCCAAUAUACAACCCUUCUGUGCGCGUCAAAUACUGGGAUGAACGCGCCUAUCCCAGUGUCCGCGUCAUCUCGGAGGACCCCCUUCCCGGCGCACCGAGUCCCGAUCGGUCUGGCGGCCCUGAGGACACCGGCAAAUCCGCAGCGAGGUCUUCAAAAAAGGGCAAGACCACUAAAGAGCCCGCUCCCGUCGCCAAGGUCGCCAUGAUGCCGCAGAUGCAACUGUGGGCAAAGGCGUCGGCAGAGCUGCACGGUCUCAAACCUUCUACCGAUGCCGCCGCCGCCGUUGUUGCGGAACCCCAGGACGUCGAGCUGGCAGGUCACGGUGAUUCCCGGGAAGCUGACGAUGCUCACCUAGACGGCCCAGUAUGCCCUCAACCGGGCGACCAGUACAUCUCCUACGGCGACUGGGAGGCGAUGUCAUGCCUAGCCUGCGGCUGGGAGGCGCCUACCCAGGAGGUCAUCGACGACCGCGGCUGGCCCCAGACCCGCGGCGACCUGCUCAUCGAGCACGAAGGCCGCGCCCACCAUUUCUUCUUCAGGGACGAACAGGCCAAGGAGAAAGCCUCGGCCGCCCUCGCCGCCCUGGGCAGGGAACCGCGCACCAUUGUCCGCCGCACCCCGCGGCUCAAGUCUGAGCGUCUGCCCGUCUACAAGUCGUACGCCGACUUGGACCGCCUGCGCUGCGUCCUCUGCAAGCGUGUGUUUAAAGAGCUGAGGCUCGUCUGGCUGCACGAGCAGCAGAGCGAACUCCAUAAGCGCAUGCUGGCUGACGCGGCGAACCGCAAGCGCGCGACGGAGGAGCUGAAGACGAUGGGGAAGAGGCUAAGGGUCUUGGAGCCUGAUGCUGAGUUUAAGAGUCAGUGGGAGGAGCUGCGGCGCGUAAGGUUUUUGGGACGGCAGUAUCGCGACCGGGCGCUGGAGCGGAGGAGGGCGUUUGGGCGGUUCAAGCAGCCUGGUGUUUCGUCUGUUCAUCCCGCGGGUGUUGGUGGUGGUGGUGGUGGACAAACGAUCCCUGAAAAACGGAAAGAGCCUGCUGCCGAAACGGUCGGUGACAGAGAUAACAACAAGGAGCCUGCCGCCAAAAAGUCCAAGGGCGCGGGCAUGCUGGCCAAGAUGGGGUGGACCGCUGGCGCGGGGCUGGGUGCCGAGGGCGCUGGCAGGACGGAGGCUAUUGCUACUGAGGUGUAUGCUCCUGGGGUGGGGCUGGGUGCCGAGGGGGGGAGGCUGGGGGAUGCGGCCGAGGAGGCGGCGAGGAAUACACGGGGGGAUUUCGCUGCGUUUGUGCAGAAGACUAAGGAGCGGGCGAGGGAGCGGUUUGAGAAGAUGUGAUGAACUGGGUUUCGGUCGUUUUAUGGGUGGUUUUCUUGUGGUGUAUGAAUAGGGAGUUUGCUUUGCCUUUGGUGCUGGGGCGUCAAUGAUGUUGAUUCUUGUACGCUUGGAGCGGAAGGUCUGGUUGGUCAGGGAGGCAACGGAUUUUGCUUGGCGUUUUCAGGGGUAAAGUAAACAAACAGGCAGGUCAGAUAUCCCAGUGUAAAAAAGAAGUUUCA
Molecule: messenger RNA, 2900 nt
Organism: Parathielavia appendiculata
Lineage: Eukaryota; Fungi; Ascomycota; Sordariomycetes; Sordariales; Chaetomiaceae
Exons: 5
Coding region: 1-2682 (893 amino acids)
Biological process (GO): mRNA splicing, via spliceosome
Cellular component (GO): nucleus
Molecular function (GO): RNA binding
Source: RefSeq, a predicted model, not a curated record